AUGGAUGUUCUGGACAAAUUGAAGGCUAAGUACAAGUUGUCUGCUGAGACAGAAAAUUUCUUGAAGUUGCAGCUGGAGCAGCAAGUCAAUGGGGAGACAGGGAAGAUAGAGAAGGAGAACUCGGCAGGGUCUGUCUCCGAGUUUAGUGACAAGAUUGUGGCAGAUUUUGAUGGCUAUGUCAAACAGUUCUCAGUGCCAUCUGCUGGUGUUCCUAAUGGUGUUCCUAUUUCUGUAGUCAAGCCCAAGGACUGUGCCCGCAGGCCUGGGAUUCUGAUCAACUUCCAUGGGGAUGGACAGCUUGCAGGCUCUAAACAUGCCACACAAGCUUUGUGCAUGCUGCUGGCCAGGGAACUGAAGUGUGUGGUGGUGGAUGUGGACUAUCGACUGGCUCCGGAGCACAAGUUUCCUGCCAUGUUUGACGAUGGCAAAGCUGUGGUCAGAUGGGUUUUAAUGAACAAGUCCCUGAUUGGUGGUGAAAAUGACAGCAAAGUUGGUGUCCUGGGAGCUGGGGCUGGAGGGGGCAUAGCCUUGACCAUUGCCUUUGAAGUCCCUGGAAUCGACUAUCAGAUUCUGGUGUACCCUUUAGUAGACUGGAGCUGUCAGGGAGCAAGCUUUGAUGAAUGUGAAUUUCCUGGGAGCAACUUCAGCCUGUCUGCCAGUAUCAGAAAAAGUGUGGAAGCCAGCCUCAGGUCUGAAGCAGACAGGACCAAUGUUCGAGCCUCACCAGUUCUUCGCAAGGAUUUCACCCCCUUGCCACCAACUCUUCUACUCAUCGCAGAAGUUGACCCUCUCAAGGACUCCAAUUAUGAGUUCAAGUCAAAGAUGAAAGCUGCCAAUGUUGUUUGUGACAGCAAGCUGAUGAAAGGUGCUAUCCAUGGCUUCUUUUCUCUCCCAGGUCAGUUUCCGGAGACGAAUCAGAGAGCCAGAGAAAUUAUUGGUCAGUUCUACAAGAAGCAUGGAGUUUGCUGA
This is a messenger RNA of Candidula unifasciata, 969 nucleotides long. The record is from the annotation of a GenBank genome assembly. Lineage: Eukaryota; Metazoa; Mollusca; Gastropoda; Stylommatophora; Geomitridae.